AUGGACCGGAAAGAAAAAAUACAAGAUUCUCCUAGCGAGAAUCGAUUGCAUUCGCUAUUUAGCAAUGUGGGAUCACCAGAUAUGCCUAAUACCAAAAACAAUUCACGAUUCUUUGAGUCUCCAAGCAUCCCUGGCGACAAAACACUUCAAUCUCCAUCUAUGAGGACUAACUUACAAGAUACCCGAGAUACAAAUUCCAGCACACUUCGCUCAACAGUUAUUAGAAAAACCAUUUCGCCUAGAAGAACCUUACUUAAAAAUCCAUUUGUGCUUGGGUCAGCGGUUAAUGAAAUAAACCAAACUACUAAGACCACUCUUACAAAUAGGCUGCAAGAAAAACUUAAACAGCUUGAAGAAGAAUUACAAGUGGGAAGAAAGUCUGAAAUAUCGAUCCCGUCAAAGAUAGGAGGAAGCUUUAUAGAAAAAACUGAAGAAGUCCCGAAAACACAGUCUCUUGGAGCACCUGUGCCUAUUCCUUGAAAUAACAGUUUUGGGGAGUCAAGGUUUGCUACAGCAAUUGAAGAUGAGGAUGAGCAUUCUGAUGUUCCAACACUCAAAUGAUGUGCAUUUUGCAAAGGAGAAGUUAUGACUGAUAUUUGCUACACUAAUUCUGCGAAGACUUUUUGGUCUGCAGUUGGGAUUUUCUUACUCUAUUUAAUCAUGAAGCCUUCUUAAAUCAAUAAUUUUAAAUUUAAAAUGGUUAUUUCUAAUAAAAAAAAAUUUAAUUAAUUUAACUAAGUCUAGUUGGGCUUCUAAUGGUGAGACACUUUUUUUCCCGUCUUGUUGCAACUCUCUCGAACUUAUUUCGGGCCUCGCACUCUGGCUCGCUCCUCCUAGUCCCCGUGAGGCCUUCGGGAUCCUUUAAAAUGGGAAAACUAGCGACUUUGGGUGGCGCUUUGCUCUAUCCGACUUUCCUUCAGUGCCUGCUCGACCUAAGAGUCCUGAACUUCAUAUCAGCAGGGGAAAAACGUAAAACACGAUACACAAAUUCGAGAAGUAUAAAAUUCCUCGUCAUUUUCUCAGCUUGAUCAGAAUUUCGCGUGCUAAAACCUAACCCCUAAUAAAAAGUUGGGUAGGGUAAAGGAAUUCAUGGAGCGAAUGACCUUUUCAUCCGAAGCCAUUUUAUUAUUAUUAUGAUUAUUUCUAAAACAGAAUUAUGAUUAAUAAUCAAAAAUUAAAGAAAUAUUAAUAAAUUUAGCUAAAGGAGGUGUUGAAAUGAUUCGUAUAUUUCAACAAUAAAUUAUUAAAAAUAAGAAUAGGUUUAUAUUUUUAAAAAUAAACUGAUUUUGUUUCUUAUUCAGGAUAAGUUAGUUGGCGGAGUAUUUGGUUGCUUUAUGCUACCAUAUAUGACAAAUCAGUGCAAAAAUAUGAGAAUGGUUUGCCAUAAUUGCAAACGAAAUUUGAGCUAA
Molecule: messenger RNA, 1409 nt
Organism: Blepharisma stoltei
Lineage: Eukaryota; Ciliophora; Heterotrichea; Heterotrichida; Blepharismidae
Source: the annotation of a GenBank genome assembly